GAGACUCUCUAUCGUCGUCGGCCGCAAGCGCCAGUGGCCAACGCGCCGUCAGCUGAGUAUCUAGCUGGGCGCCUGUGCGAGAAGCAAUGGAAACAACAAAAUUCCUCGGCAGUUAUCAAAUUAUUGGCCGUCGCGAUACGAUAGUAUACUCCUAGAUUUCGCAUCCAGCGAUAGCCGUGGCUAGCUCUUAGCGGUAGUUGCGAGAGGAGCACAGCAAACAUGGCCCUCGUUGGCGGGUCCCACCACGGGCUAGAGGCCCACACCUCAACUUCGCUACGAAUCGGCGUCGUGCAGCCUUUGCUGACCGAUUUGUACCAGGUUACGAUGGCGUACGCCUACUGGAAGAGCGGAAAGCACAAUGACUACGCCGUCUUCGACGUCUUCUUCCGCAAGAAUCCGUUCCAGGGAGAGUUCACGGUGUUCGCGGGCCUAGAAGACUGCAUUCGGUUCCUGCAGGCGUUCCACUACUCCGAAAGCGACAUCACAUACCUGCGGAGCAUCCUCCCAGGCGAUGUGGACCCUGGUUAUUACGAUUACCUGGCAUCUCUCAAUGCGGACGACGUGCAGCUGUACGCCAUUCCAGAGGGCACCGUGGUCUUCCCGAGGAUACCGCUGAUCAGAGUUGAGGGCCCUCUGGCUGUGCUGCAGCUCUUCGAGACCACUCUGCUGAACCUGGUAAACUAUGCCAGCCUGGUGACCACGAACGCUGCCCGAUUCCGAAUGGCUGCAGGAGCGCACAUCAGCCUUCUCGAAUUCGGGCUUCGGAGGGCACAGGGCCCGGAUGGAGCUCUCUCAGCUUCAAAGUAUGCGUACGUGGGAGGUUUUGAUGGAACGAGUAAUGUCCUGGCGGGAAAGCUGUUCAACAUCCCUCUCAAGGGCACUCACGCCCACGCCUUCAUCAUGAGUUUUGCUUGCAGGGAUGACUGCAAACUGAGGAAACUGCAGUCGGCUGAUGGUAGGGGGGAGGUGAACUUCUUUGACCUCUGCUGCAAGUGGAGGAAGGAGCUGAGCCAGACCUUCAGGGCGCUCGAGGACGAAGCCAGCGACGGAGAGUUGGCGGCCUUUGUCUCCUAUGCCGUCGCCUUCCCCAGGAGCUUCCUAGCGCUGGUCGACACCUACGACGUCCUCAGAGGAGCUAUACUCGGCAAGGCAAGCAUUUUACGGACCAGGCCUGGCUCCUGCUUCAGGAGCGGCCUGCUCAACUUCUCCGCUGUGUCGAUGGCGCUGCACGACCUUGGCUACCGGGCUGUCGGGGUGCGCAUCGACAGCGGCGACCUGGCAUACCUUUCAUCGUGCGCCAGCGCCCUGUUCGGGCAGAUUGCGGACCAGUUCGGACAGCCCUGGUUCAAGGACCUGGUCAUCGUGGCCAGCAACGACAUCAAUGAGGAGACCGUCAUCUCCCUCAACGAGCAGGGUCAUAAGAUCAACUGUUUUGGCAUUGGAACGCACCUGGUCACGUGCCAGAAACAGCCUGCCCUCGGCUGCGUCUACAAGCUUGUGGAGGUUAAGCAGCAGUCCUGCAUCAAGCUGAGCCUGGACAUCCAGAAGGUCACCAUACCUGCCAAGAAAGCAUGCUACCGGCUCUAUGGACAAAGCGGCUACGCGCUGCUUGACCUCAUGCAGAAGAUUGACGAGCCGGAACCACAGAGUGGGAAGAGGGUGCUUUGCCGUCACCCAUUUCAGGAGUCUAAGCGGGCAUAUGUCACGCCGCACAGAGUGGAGAACCUCUGCCAGCUCUGGUGGGACAAAGGAAAGAUCAGCCAAGAGCUGCCUUGUCUGAAUGCCAUCCGAAGCCGGGUGAAGGACUCCCUUCGCACCCUGAGACCCGACAUCAAGCGUACUCUGAACCCGACACCAUACAAGGUGUCGGUCUCGGACAACCUCUACAUGUUCAUGCACGAGCUCUGGCUCCAGAACGCACCCAUUGGAGAGCUCUCCUAGGCCCGGCCGCAUUCGUGGGGAAGAUGGUCGGCCGGAGUCUGAUUGUCAGGUUGUGUUGUUUGUUAAGACAGAAGGUCCAAGACGACCGUACGUGGUUGGGAGUCCUGCACAUUGCGCUUUUCACAGCACCCUUGAACAGAAGCCACCGUUGUUAGAAAUAGCGCCAAUUUUAAUUUGGCCGGCUGCCCAGUUGGACGGCCACUUUUUGUCUUUAUUCCUUGUUUUACUGCUCUUUUUACGGAUUUGUCCUAGAGGUAUCCAUCGGCAUAGGUUGCCGAAAGAGCGUGUCGGGAGAAAUACCAAUCUAUGUGUCGGUCGACAUUGCUCUGCGACUUUUCUUUUUGUGUGUGUGCGGCUUGGGGAGCUUAUGUUUCACAACCCAUUCCCACUUGUGGCCCAGCAGCACUGCACCAGUGCUGAUGCAGUGCGACUUAGCACCGAUAAAGCAUUGGUUCUUCGAGGGUUUUUAUUGGGGUGAAAGGAUAAGCUCAGUCAGCUGCGGGUUGUUUUGGUGGCUCCCUCUCAUGUUUUAUGCCCGGUACUUUGCAAAGACGUGUUGCAGUGCUCGUGAUUCUGGUGACUUUAUUUUCUCUGGAAAUAACAGAAUCGACAGUGUGUGCAAAGAACAUCUUCGAAAAUGUCCACGGUUGCUCUUGCCCAAGACCGUAGACCCUGUUUUUGGUAGGAAUUAAUUUCCACUGCCAAACGAGGCAGAAUCACUCUGAAACGGUUACAUCAAGUUUAGGGAGGGGAACACUUGUACCUCCAAGGUAGGAUCUCGCAAGAAUCGUCUUGCUUUGGAGUUUUCAAGUGAUUUUGCAAUGGGUAAGGAGAUAUACAGCACUGAUUCUGCACUGCAUUGCAGGUGAGAAUUGACCUAAACUUCACUGCUCGAUCGCACUAAUUUUUUUUCGAUGUUUUUAAGUGUUACACAUUUUUGAAAACCGGAGACUACGGACGACGAAAGAGACAACACGCAAAACGUCGCAAGACGUUUUGUGUGUUGUCCCCUUCUUCGUCCAUCGUCUCCGGUUUUCAAAAAUCUGUAACAUCAACCAGCUUGCCUGCCUACUUACUUUAUCUUCAAUCUUUUUAAGUGUAGUGAGUAUGUUUUUUAGAAUUCAUCUGGGUGCUUUGACUAGAAGUGCUGUAGAGACUGAGAUUUAAUUUACGCACGAAAAAAAUAAACAGGAUGGAGCACAAAACACAUCUUUCAUAGAAAAAUGUUGUGUUCUGUGCUCCAUUGUAUUUGCUUAUUCUUUCACGUGUAAAUUGAACUCGACAGGCUCUGUUUUUAAUAAGAUUGUGAGGCAUUCCUAUAUUUAGAGGACUCGAAAUAUCUUCUUUUUUUCUUUUAGAAGACAGUUCUCGGACGUUGAAGGUGCUUUUUUCUGACCUAUAUGCAUUACUGCCAUUUAAACACGUAACAUUGUGCUUUUUACGCAGUGUACUUAUUUCCAUUUGUGCAUCUUGGGUUUCAACGAAGCUAAAACAAGCUUGCUUGCCUACUCAAACACUGAGAUGUGGUAGCGUUUGUGAGCAAGAAUUUUGCCUUUGCAAAUGUUGACAUAGUAUUUCCUGUCACCUCAGAGUUUUCAGCACCGCUGAACAUCUUUUUGUGAUAGUUGCGGUUAUGUGACUAACAUGUGUGUCAGUUUUUAUUGCAGAUAGUAAUAUUAAUUCAGACUUAUAUUUGGAGCAGUGUAUAAUGUGCUGGGAGUUUUAGUUGCACAUAUGCUGGGAGUUUUAGUUGCACAUAUCUUUAUCAUAUAGCUUGUAGGCCUAGUCAUUGCACUGCUAAGCUGUUUUCUGAUGAAGCCACUUUGCAUCGAUAUAUUUUUUGGAGAUAGUUUUGAAAAUUGUUUGUCAGUUGAUUGUUAGUUUGUUCCUUUUUACAGUAAAUCUAUAAAUAAAUGGUUGUUGCAAGUUAA
This is a messenger RNA of Ixodes scapularis (black-legged tick), 3872 nucleotides long. RefSeq names its product nicotinate phosphoribosyltransferase (gene Naprt). The coding region runs from base 220 to 1941 and encodes 573 amino acids. The record is from RefSeq and is a predicted model, not a curated record. Gene Ontology annotation, biological process: NAD+ biosynthetic process. The transcript is spliced from 14 exons. Lineage: Eukaryota; Metazoa; Arthropoda; Arachnida; Ixodida; Ixodidae. Gene Ontology annotation, molecular function: nicotinate phosphoribosyltransferase activity.